AUGCCAUCAUCGUCCCCAUUGGAAAAGCGCCUGUCUGCUCUCCUGGAGAAGCGUCGAGCUCAGUCAAAGCUCCGCAUCCUCAAGUCGAGCCCUCCCGGCUCCGUCGACUUCUCCUCCAACGAUUUCUUGUCGCUGUCGACCAACAAAGAGUUCCAGGAUGAUUACCUGGCGGGGCUGAAUAGGAGCCAUACGCCCAUUGGAUCAACGGGCUCCAGGCUGCUGGACGGCAACUCUGAAUUGGCCGAGAGCCUCGAGCGGGACCUUGCUGCUUUUCAUGGCGCCGAGGCUGGCCUCCUGACGAACUCGGGCUUUGAUGCCAACGUCAGCAUCUUCACGUUCCUUCCUCAGCCGGGGGAUGUCAUCAUCUACGACGAACUCAUCCACGCCAGUGUCCACGACGGCAUGAGGCAAUGCAGGGCAAAGCAACAAAUCCCCUUCAAGCACAACGACGUGGAAGACCUGAGUCGGAUCCUGCAGCGAUUUUCCUCGUCGAGUCCGAGUCAGACCAUUUUUGUCGCCGUGGAGACCGUCUACAGCAUGGAAGGUGAUCUCGCCCCUCUGACCGAGAUUGUCGAUUUGAUCGAAGCCAUGUUGCCUCGCAACAACGCCCAUUUGGUGGUCGAUGAGGCCCACGCGACUGGCGUCUAUGGGCCCAACGGCUCCGGCAGAGUCUGUGAACUGGGCCUGGAAAAGCGUGUUUCCAUCCGCCUCCAUACCUUCGGGAAAGCGCUUGCCUGCAACGGCGCAAUCGUCCUGUGCUCUCCUGUCAUCCGUCUCUUUCUCAUCAACUAUGCACGACCACUGAUAUACACAACCUUCAUGUCAUACCCUUCCCUCCUCGCGAUCCAGACGGCAUACGAUUGGCUCAAAAUAGGUAAAGCGAAUCUGCUUGCUGCAAACCUCUAUCAUCUGAUCGAUCACCUCUACACCCGGUUACAGAGCUUGGCACCUGUCGUCGCCGAAAGUGGGCCCGUGUCGAAGACUCUGGUGUCUCUGCCGACCACGUGUCCCGAGUCGCCCAUUUUCGCCAUCCUGAGCCCCAAUCCUCGGUCAUUGGCCUCGUACUGUCAGUCGGCCGGGUUCAUCGUGCGCCCGGUCGUCGCGCCGACCGUUCCUGAAGGCACGGAGCGUGUGAGGGUCUGCCUCCAUGCGGGGAACACCGUUGAGCAGAUCGAUCGGUUCGUCGAGUGUGUCAAGGAAUGGAUUGUCAAUGAGGGCGCACGGAACGCCCAUCCAGAGCAGCCGAGCACUCCGCAAACCCACGCGAUCAGCCCGCGGGUGGGGCUGAAAAUGGGUAAUAGUGUUCUCGCAAAAAUAUAG
This is a messenger RNA of Fonsecaea erecta, 1320 nucleotides long. RefSeq lists its product as hypothetical. The transcript has 3 exons. Gene Ontology annotation, biological process: biosynthetic process. NCBI's taxonomy places the organism in Eukaryota, Fungi, Ascomycota, Eurotiomycetes, Chaetothyriales, Herpotrichiellaceae. Bases 1 to 1320 code for a protein of 439 amino acids. Gene Ontology annotation, molecular function: pyridoxal phosphate binding. The record is from RefSeq and is a predicted model, not a curated record.